GCCGCCGCGUUUUCACUUUGUUUUCUAGCGACGAGCGUAUAGUGAAAGACAGACACAGACCUCUUUUCCUUCAUCUUCCUCGCGUUGUGAGAUGCUUUGCUAGCCGCCGACGAUCGACAGUCCCGCGCCCGACACACACUAAAAUCUCAGCAAAAUGAGGGAAUCGGCACUCACGCCGACCAGGCAGCGCGAAAUGUUCAGCUGGACCGUUUCAAGCCCCAGCAGCGAGGGCACGAUGCCGCCGACGACGGAGCCCGAUUUGGUGGCGACCGAGACGUCGAACGGCGGCGCCAACCACCUGCAGACGCGCACCCUGAGCGCCGCGUGGAACAGGCGGCAGAACGCGGUGUGCGUGCGCCACGCGUUCAAGCACUACGGCUCGAAUAAGAAACCCAACGUGGUCCUCAGCAACCUCAACAUGACCGUCGCCAAGGGCACCAUUUACGGUCUGCUGGGUGCGAGUGGCUGCGGCAAGACGACGUUGCUCUCGUGCAUCGUGGGCCGGCGGCGCCUCAACACCGGCGAAAUCUGGGUGUUGGGCGGCAAGCCCGGCUCCAGGGGCAGCGGCAUCCCCGGCAAGAGGGUGGGAUACAUGCCGCAGGAGAUCGCCCUCUACGGCGAGUUCACCAUCAAGGAGACCAUGAUGUACUUUGGCUGGAUCUUCGGCAUGGACUCGAGCGAGAUCAUGGAGCGCCUGCAGUUCCUCCUCAACUUCUUGGACCUGCCCAGCCAAAACCGGCUCGUCAAAAACCUCAGUGGCGGUCAACAGCGGCGCGUCUCGUUCGCCGUCGCCCUGAUGCACGACCCUGAGCUGCUGAUCCUGGACGAGCCGACCGUGGGCGUGGACCCGCUGCUUCGGCAGAGCAUCUGGAACCACCUGGUGCAGAUCACCAAGGACGGCAACAAGACCGUCAUCAUCACGACGCACUACAUCGAAGAGGCGCGACAGGCGCAUACGAUCGGCCUGAUGCGCAACGGGCGCCUAUUGGCCGAGGAGUCACCGCACGUGCUGCUGUCCAUGUACGGCUGUCCGACCCUGGAGGAGGUGUUCCUCAAGCUGAGCCGCAAGCAGGGCAACAGCAGCAGCGCCAACCUGUCCGAGCUGAACGUGUCCAACAACAUUUCGCUGGCGUCGCUCAACUGGAACCGCAAGGACGACCCCGUCUAUGUGACUGACGAGAGCGGAGUCAUCGGACUCAACUUCCACCAGUCCAAGGAAGUGCUCAUCACGGACAGCAUCAACGGACACUUGGACACUCUGCACUCGAAGACUUCGAAGGCUACCACUAAGAUUGAAGAGGCUUUGGACUGUGAUGACUGUGGUGAUUGCGCCUCGGACUGCUGCAAAAUCACCACCAAGGGCAAAAUGAGAGCCCUGCUGCAGAAGAACUUCCUCAGAAUGUGGCGAAAUGUCGGCGUGAUGCUGUUCAUUUUCGCGCUGCCAGUGAUGCAAGUCAUUCUCUUCUGCCUGGCGAUCGGACGCGACCCAACCGGACUCAAAAUGGCCAUUGUCAACCACGAAUUCAACGGAACGCAACGCGAGUGUCUACCCAUGGAGGGCUGCAACUUUGUCGAUUUAGGAUGUCGCUACUUACAACACUUGAACAACAACUCGAUAGUGCAGGUUUAUUACCCUGACCCGGAGACGGCGCUCGAGGCGGUCCGCGUAGGCGACGCCUGGGGCGCCCUGUACUUCACCGAGAACUUCACUGACGCCCUGGUCGCGCGAAUGGUGCUCGGAAAGGAGGCCGACGAGGAAACGCUCGACCAGAGUGAAAUUCGCGUCUGGCUCGACAUGUCCAAUCAACAAAUUGGACUGAUGCUGAACCGAGACUUGCAGUUUUCCUACCGAGACUUUGCUCAAAGCCUUCUGUCCGCUUGCGACCAGAAUCCCAAGCUGGCUGACGUGCCCAUUCAAUUCAGGGAGCCCAUUUAUGGCAGCACUGACCCCAGUUUCACCGACUUUGUCGCUCCUGGUGUCAUCUUGACGAUUGUGUUCUUCUUGGCUGUGGCGCUGACGUCAUCGGCCCUGAUCAUCGAGAGGAUGGAGGGCUUGCUUGACCGAAGUUGGGUCGCAGGCGUGACGCCAUUCGAGAUCCUCUUCUCGCACGUCAUCACGCAGUUUGUGGUGAUGUGCGGCCAAACGGCGCUGGUGCUCGUCUUCAUGAUCGCCGUCUUCGGCGUCGAGUGCAAGGGCGACAUCGGCUGGGUCGUCGUGCUCACCAUCCUGCAGGGUCUCUGCGGAAUGUGCUUCGGCUUCGUGAUUUCGGCCGUUUGCGAGCUGGAGAGAAACGCCAUCCAACUGGCGCUCGGAAGUUUCUAUCCGACCCUUCUGCUCAGUGGUGUGAUUUGGCCAGUGGAGGGAAUGCCGACGGUGCUGCGCUACAUCAGUCAGGGUCUGCCGCUGACGAUGGCGACGACGUCGCUGCGAAGCAUGCUGACCCGGGGCUGGGGCAUCGACGAGCCCGACGUCUACAUGGGCUUCGUGUCCACGAUCAUCUGGAUCGUGCUUUUCCUCACCAUCAGUCUGAUCGUGCUCAAAGUGAAGAGAGGAUAGAUAAUUGUAGUUAAUUAGAAGAAAAAGUUUUAGAGAGCAGAUAAUUAAUUAAUUUUUAUGCGCGCGCGUGUGAACGGGAAAAAGUGCGAUAUAUGCGUUUUAAAUGAUAUAUGAAACUACCUCUUUUGGCAAAUUCCCCUUGGAUUUAAUUUUUUGUUUUAAAUGAGAUAUUCUUGCCGAGUGUGCGUGCUGACAAUAAGAGACUCUUUUUAAGCGCGGAAGAAAGAAAGAUUUUAUUUACUUCUCGUUUGCCAAAGGUGCGCAUCGAAUCGAACGACCCGCCAGAGGCAAGUAUAUUUAUUUUACCUGCUGGAAGAAAGAAAGAAAGCUCAAUUUUAGUAACUCUCUAUCCCACUGAUUCGGCAGCGUGUGCAUGAUAUGAAUUAAUGUCCCAAAUUUAUACUUGACGUGGUUCUGGAUAAAUUAUUUUUUCGUUUGUAGUUAAUUUGCACCGGAUUUCCAAUUAUUAUUUUAAUUAUUAUUCGUACUGCUCCUGCCAAGCAUCAACUGUGGAAUGUGAUAUAAAAUAAAACAAUAUUAAAGCAUUGUUGUGGGCGCUGUAGUGUAUUUCGAUCGCCCGACACGCGACUUUUCCAAGGAAAAUAUAAAGCGAUCUGGAAAUUUUAACCUUGGGUUUUUACUUAAGUUACUUUUGUUAUAAUUUUUUAAUUUGUAAGCUUGUAUGUAAAGAUAAAGAAGACAGCCAUACUUAUUAUCUGAUUAAUUUGGCGUGCUGAUCUGACAAUUUAUUGUAAAUCAUCAUCAGAGACAACGAUUUGAACUCUAAAUGCGAAUUUAGUCUCCUGCGCUGCGUCUGUACUUAUACCCUGAGAACUAGCUUUGCAAACUUGGCUAGGGGACGAGUUCGAUGUAAUUUGUGUGCUUGUAAAAACGGAAUGUAUUGCUAUAACAGUUAUAUAUUGGAAAACUUUACCAGACAUAAUAAACAACAAUUUAUAUUAAAAUAAG
This is a messenger RNA of Cloeon dipterum, 3526 nucleotides long. RefSeq names its product snustorr (gene snu). NCBI's taxonomy places the organism in Eukaryota, Metazoa, Arthropoda, Insecta, Ephemeroptera, Baetidae. Gene Ontology annotation, cellular component: membrane. Bases 155 to 2557 code for a protein of 800 amino acids. Gene Ontology annotation, molecular function: ATP binding; ABC-type transporter activity; ATP hydrolysis activity. The transcript is spliced from 13 exons. The record is from RefSeq and is a predicted model, not a curated record.